Messenger RNA from Salvia splendens (bonfire salvia), 2122 nucleotides. Its product is annotated as probable sugar phosphate/phosphate translocator At1g06470. NCBI's taxonomy places the organism in Eukaryota, Viridiplantae, Streptophyta, Magnoliopsida, Lamiales, Lamiaceae. The record is from RefSeq and is a predicted model, not a curated record. The transcript has 13 exons. The coding region runs from base 536 to 1789 and encodes 417 amino acids.
UUGGGAUUUGAAACCGGAAUUAGUUGACGGUUAAACCAACGACAGAAUUCACCUGAUGACAAAGCAUUCGGCAGCAACUAAUUCACACAAAAUCAAGAAAACAAGGGAUUCAAUAUUUUAUGCAUGAAUCAGGAAGAAUUGAUGUCUUCGAUAUAGGUUUGAGAUCAAAUGAGCUGAGAUUUCUGUGGGCAAGCAAGUUGGAGCUGGUUCGAAUUGGGGCUUCCCUUUUUGUCUUUGUUUUUUUUUAAAAAAUUUAUCAUCAAAAGUAGCUUCCAACGGAUACUUUUGUGCAAGCCAUCAAAUAGAAUUCAGUGAAAGAAAUUACCAAAAGUUCUCUGAGAAUAAAAGGGUUGAGGAAAGGGAGGUGACAGUUUGAUGCAUAAAGUUGGUGUGAAUAAUCACAUGGUCAGCUCAAUUAGAUGAGGAUGUAUCUUAAUAAGAGAAUGGUUUUGGGUUGCCCGUGGUUCAUCAACAUGAUUCAGAGAAGGAAAUCUUAAGAGUGCUACAGAUUCUGUGGAAGUAACUUCAACCAAGAAUGGAGCUUGGUGAUGUACAUAAUCGAUCUCCCAGCAGUGGUGAUGGACACAAUAGGUCGCCCUUUGGUAGCGAUUUACACGAUAUUGAAAAUGGUCACACGGUCAAUAGAAGACUACAUACAAAUAGCGACAGCAGCCUAAAUCACGUGGACUACCAUAGCCUGUCAAAGAGAGAUACAGAGAACCCGGUUUUUGUUUCUGAUGUGGUGAAAACUUUGUUUCUAAUACUGGCCUGGUACGCAAUCAGUACAUUCUUGACACUGUACAAUAAGACGUUAUUGGGGGAUGAUUUGGGGAAAUUCCCUGCGCCACUGUUGAUGAACACCAUUCACUUUGUCAUGCAAGCAGCUCUCUCAACGGCCAUUACGUGGUUUUGGCCUGAAAGGUUUCACUCCUCUGUUAUGUCUUGGAGUGAUUAUUUUGCAAGAGUUGUACCAACAGCCCUCAGCACUGCAAUGGAUGUUAAUCUGAGCAAUGCAUCCCUGGUUUUCAUUUCCGUCACAUUUGCCACAAUGUGUAAAUCAGCAUCACCGAUAUUUCUCCUAGUUUUUGCCUUUGCUUUCAGAUUGGAGUCUCCAAGCGUGAAACUGUUUGGCAUAAUGUUUGUCAUUUCUGUUGGGAUACUAUUAACAGUUGCUAAGGAGACGGAAUUUGAUUUUUGGGGUUUUGUAUUUGUGAUGCUUGCUGCUGUCAUGUCAGGGUUCCGAUGGACAAUGACACAGAUUCUUCUCCAGAAAGAAUCAUAUGGCCUUAAAAAUCCUCUUACUUUGAUGAGCUACGUGACACCAAUUAUGGCAAUUGGAACUGGUCUGCUUUCUCUAUUGCUGGAUCCUUGGAAAGAUUUCAGAGAGAGCAAUUACUUUAACAGCUCAUGGAAUAUUGUCAAAAGUUGUUUGCUGAUGCUGUUUGGCGGAACACUGGCUUUUUUCAUGGUAUUGACGGAAUAUAUUCUCAUCUCAGUGACUAGUGCAGUAACAGUGACAGUAGCAGGGGUUGUGAAGGAAGCUGUGACUAUUUUGGUGGCUGUGUUCUAUUUUCAUGAUGAAUUCACAUGGUUGAAAGGGUAUGGCCUCACAACAAUCAUGUUUGGUGUCAGCUUAUUCAACUGGUACAAAUACCGGAAGUUGCACAAGAGCAAGAGGCAUGGUGGUUCGCAAACAGAUGGUUCGACAUCCAAGUAUACUAUCAUUGAGGACGUGGAUGAAGAAGAAAGUAGCCCUCUUACAAGCCCAAGUUCACAUUCUGACGAAUAAAUUCACGACUAAGCUAUAACACGUUUUCACAGCUGUGCCUAAUCUAAUCAAGUGCUAAGUUCCAUUUCGGCAGUAGGGUUUUACCUAAAUCGGAAGCUGGCAAUUGUGUCUGGCGACAGGUACUAGGAAAUGUGGGGUCAUUUAGAUUGUUGAAUUGAGUGAGCAUGUUUUGAUACCUAGGGAUCAUGUUUGGAUGCUCUGCGUUGUUCUUGUGUUUAGAAGCUGCUGACUAGUUUUGGCAACAUGGAUAGCUGGUUAAGUUGUUGAAAGGAUGGAUGAAACAAUGUGAGCACAACGGUUGCCAGUUUUGUCUAAGAUCAUCACUUUUCUUCA